UGUCAAACAUUACAGUGUGCAGAGCAUCCCUCCCCGCAUCAUCCAGCCAGAACACGUCUCGACCGGAGCCUCUGGAAGCCUCCCUCACACUUGUUUAAUAAUAAGAAGAGGAAGAAGAAGAAGAAGAGGAAGAAGAAGAAGAAGUGACACAGGCUCCUGGUGCGUCCUGCUGAGACACCAUGGGACCGUCGCGUUACGCGCUGUUUCUCCUCUGCUACCUCGCUCAGACCAAUGCAUUGACAACAUGUGGGACCAAGCAGUUCCAGUGUGGAAAUGGGAAAUGCAUCACAACCAGAUGGGUAUGUGAUGGCACGGAUGACUGUGGAGAUGGCACAGACGAACUUCCUGGAACCUGCAUGGCCAAAACGUGUAAACCGACAGAGUUCAGCUGUGCAGACCGCCUUAACCAAUGUGUACCGAGCACUUGGCGCUGCGAUGGAAAAGCUGACUGUGAGAAUGGAGCUGAUGAAGAGACCUGUGCACCAAAGCAGUGCACGAGCAAUGAGUUCCGCUGCAGCAGUGGCCAAUGUGUGUCGUCCUCCUUCGUGUGCGACGAUGAGGCGGACUGUGACGACGGCAGCGACGAGGCCUCCUGUCCACCCCUCACCUGCAGCUCCGCGUCCUUCCAGUGCAACAACACCGUUUGCGUCCCACGCCUGUGGGCUUGCGACGGUGAUGCCGACUGCUCCGAUGGCUCGGACGAGUGGCCCCAGAACUGUGGUACACAGAAACCUGAUGCCCCUGUGGCUCAUCACUGCUCAGCCCUGGAGUUCCGCUGUGGCAGUGGAGAGUGCAUCCAUGGAAGCUGGAAGUGUGAUGGAGGAGCUGACUGCCUUGAUCGAUCCGACGAAGCGGGCUGUGCUCACCCUACCUGCCGUCCUGAUGAGUUUGAAUGCGGUGAUGGCACUUGCAUCCAUGGAAGCCGCCAGUGCAACCACCAAUAUGACUGCAGGGACAUGAGUGAUGAGACUGGCUGCGUCAAUGCAACCCACUGUGAAGGCCCGACCAGGUUCAAAUGCCGGAGUGGGGAAUGUAUCAGCAUGGAGAAGGUGUGUGAUAAGCAGCGUGAUUGCAGGGAUUGGUCAGAUGAGCCUCUCAGGGAAUGUGGCUCCAAUGAGUGUCUGUACAACAAUGGCGGCUGCUCUCACAUUUGCAACGACCUGAAGAUUGGCUACGAGUGCCUGUGUCCUGCUGGGUAUCGGCUGGUUGAUACAAAACGCUGUGAAGAUAUUGAUGAGUGUGCCAACCCGGACACCUGCAGCCAGACCUGCAUCAACAUGAUAGGCAGCUACAAGUGCCAGUGUGAGGAGGGUUACCAAGUCGACCCGGCAACCAAAGCCUGCAAGGCCAUCGGUACAAUAGCCUACCUUUUCUUCACCAACCGUCAUGAAGUCAGGAAGAUGACUUUGGAUAAAAGUGAGUACACCAGAGUGAUCCCCCGUCUGAAGAACGCCGUGGCUCUCGACAUGAACAUGGCCACCAAAGAGAUCUACUGGUCAGACAUCUCCCAGAAGAAGAUCUACAGAGCUCAGAUGGACUCGGCUGAUGACUCCACUCGUCACAGUACGAUCAUGAGCAGCGACAUCGAUGCUCCUGAAGGCAUCGCUUUUGACUGGAUCCAUGGUAACCUGUACUGGACUGACAGCAUUCGCAGCACCAUCUCUGUGGUAACUGCAGAUGGGAGCCGUCGCAAAACGCUCUUCCACCAAGACUUAUCUAAACCCCGCGCCAUUGUGGUCGACCCCCACAGCAACUUCAUUUACUGGACAGACUGGGGGAAUCCUGCCAAAAUUGAAAAGGCAGGUCUGAACGGAGGAGACCGCACUGCUCUGGUCACCGACAACAUUGUUUGGCCUAACGGGAUCACACUUGACCUGUUGAACCAGCGGCUCUACUGGGUGGACUCUAAGCUACACACCCUCUCCAGUAUCGACGUGCAGGGCGGUGGUCGUCGCACCCUCAUCAUUGACGAGCACAGGCUGGCUCACCCUCUGGGGCUCACUGUGUUUGAGGAAAAAGUGUUCUGGACGGAUGUCAGCAACAACGCCAUCCUGAGUGCUAACAGGCUGACGGGUGGUGACAUCACACCAGUGGCGGAGCACCUAUCCUCACCAGAAGACAUUAUUCUUUACCAUAACCUCAAACAACCUGCCGGUAGAGACUGGUGCCAGGUAUCCGGAUGUCAGUUUAUGUGCCUGGCAGCUCCUCAAGUUGGAAGAUAUCCCCCCAAAUAUACCUGCGUCUGUCCAGAUAACAUGAUGCUAGCCAGGAAUAUGAGGACGUGUGUACCUGGUGUGCCAACAACUGCAGCUCCCGUGCAGCCGCAGGUUCCGGCCACCACCCCACCUCCUCAGCCACCAGCGCCCGCCAGCACCACACCUAAGCCCCAGAUCCGCACCACACCUAAACCACAGGCCCGCACCACCAAAGUGCCCGUCGUAAUCACCAGCACCGUGGCCAGGCCGGCGCCACGCACCACCAGGCCUCCUGUUAGGACCACCACACCUGAACCAAGGAUCCCGUCACCCCAGACUGUGAAGCCUGAAAUUCCCCAAACUACCACAGAGGCUCAAGUCACCACUCCAGAUUUCCGACACCCAUUCGCAGCUAUCCCCUCGACUGCCUCCACCACCCCGAUAGCUCUGUACAUUGUCGUACCUCUGGCAAUCGUUUGUCUGGUGGCUGUUGGUGGCAUGCUGCUAUGGAGGAACUACAGGAGAAAGAACACCAACACUAUUCACUUUGACAACCCCGUCUAUCAGAAAACCACCGAGGACCAGGUGCACAUUUGGAGGAGCCAUAGUCCUGAUGGUUACUCCUACCCAAAAAGACAAGUUGUCAGCUUGGAUGAAGAGGCGGACAAUCCAGCCUUCACGGAAAACUGAUGUCUGCAGGGCAGAGUGGAAAGAAGAGCCUCGAUGAUAAGCUACCUUGGACGUCCUUUUGUAUUUAUACCUCACACAGCACAAAGAUAUGGAAGUCAGAGCCAGUAUGGGACAAGCUUGAACCACUAUAUCCUCACAGACAAACAAGCGCUCUGCAGUGAAAAGACCAGGGUGAAACACUUUUCAGGUUGCAUGUUUUUUAACAAAUGACAGUUCCUCUGCUCCUCACCAGAUCAAACCAAAUCAUCGGACGAUGGAUUCCUCAUUCCUCAUAUUUUUUUCUUCGGUUAUCUUAACUGUGAUGCUGAUGAUGCAAUUGGAGGGCUGUGUCAUUGUUAAAGCCACAUAAUGUCUCAUAAUGUCAUCAUGAUUUUCAAUUCAAGUGAGCUCAUUUAUUACAACUUAUAAGAGCGCUGCAGGGAUGAGGCAUUUUUUUUUGUUUUGUUGCCAACACGAUAGAUAGCAUCGCCCCGGUUCCCUCCACAAAAAGCAGAUGGGAUUUUCCGUUGGAUUUUGGAUUACUGCAGAAUAUUAACUCCAGAUUUAUGAUACACAUUUUGUAGAGCAAGAUAAUGGUCACAAAUGAACACCAUCAUUCUGAAUUUUGAAGCUUAAUUACAAUCUGCGGAAGUAAAAAGCUAAUGUUAAACUAUUAACAAACUACACAACAGUAGCAGGACUUCAACAUCACAACCUCUAACAUUCCUUCUACCCUGUAUUAUACAGAAUUUGUUUUAAGUUGAUUGAUUUACAAGUUUACAAAAGUUUGAGAUAAAACAGAUUGCAAGUAAAGUGUGUGAGUAGAUGUAGUAGAUGUAGAUGAGUCUCUGCGUUAGGUGUGAUGAUGUCUGAUGUCCCCAACAACCUCCCUUGUUCAUUUAGCUGCUUGUAAGAAAAACAAGUUAAACCUUCAAAAUUAAUGAGCAGAGCAUUACCUGACAUAUCUUAUGUCAUAGAACAAAAUGACUGUUUCAAACAUCUAACCAUAAAACCAUUCUCAAAGAUUGUUGGCUUUGAGACGAGGGAACAGGAAGUGCAACAAUUCUAGUUUUGGGACUCAUUCCUGUAGAGCUCUGUUGCUGAUUUCCUCUAACUUGUUUAAGGUAGAAUUCACAAAUAAGUGUUGUAAAUAUCAUUGUUUAUUUUUAUUUUUUUUUAUUUUUGUUCAUGGGAGAAAAUCAAAUGUUAUUUGCUGUUUUGGCCACUCGUAUAUCUGAAGAAAAAGCCUACAUUUAGCAGCAGGUUAGCUGAGCUUAGCUUAGCUAAUCAUGCAACUCAAGCCCGAGGCAAAUGAGUAUAUUUCUGUGUGUUCGUUGGCAACAAGAAAAUCUGAACCUGGCGUUCAUUUUAAGACAAAAGCUAGAACUGACUUAAAUGUGAGCCCACAGUAGGUGAAUGUGAUGCUAAUGAGAAUUCUGCAUGUGCCAGUUUAACAAGUGUGACCUCAGUAAGUCUCAUGAUGAUGUGUGUGAGUGUAGCUUGUAGUUUUACACCAGCGACUGCCUCAGUGGUGCAGCAGAAAAGAUAUCAUCCAAAGGGACCUAAAGACACUGCUGUAAACCUCAAUGGAUACACAGUCCACACUGUGUUCGUGCCUUGCUUUGUUCUGGUAUUCUGUGAAGCCUCAGAUUUAACAUGUAUCACCACAUGGUCACAACACAGCAGCUCUCCAGCAGCUGUCUGUUGUUUUCGGAGCUCCUCCUUACCUGAUUUGUGAUCGGCUGUCAGUGCAUCGGCGAGCCAUCUUUAAAUUUUCCCUCCCGGGCCCCCCGAGAGGGGCACAGGAAUUCCUCAAAGGACCAAAAAGCUUUGAUGCAAACACGUGCAACCAGUGGGGCCGUGUCUAAUACCCUGUACCGUGACACGUGUGUAUUUACAUCCUCCCCAAGGACCUGAACUUGAACUUGCCUUAUACCAGCAUUCUUGACAAAAGAAAUUCACGUGCCCGAUCGUGUUUUUUAGAGCACACUGGCAGUUUGAGCUCAUGUAUUUGUAUUGCUUACAAAUGUGUGCCUUUUUUAACGACUUAUUUGUCCACAUUUUCACGUUGGUGCUAAUGAACGCAGUGUGUCUGCCUGUUUACAGUGAAUUGUAUGAGGGAUGUGGCAGUGUUACAUGCAGGUGAGGUUACACCUAACAAAGACGUUAUUGCAGUGUGGGUUAAUCUCCACUGAGAGGCCUUUACGUAGAGGAAGAGCUAGUGAAACUUUACAUAAGUAAUUUUACAUUUACCGACUAACAGUGCAGAUCAAGUGUGUAAAUAUAAUGUUCAUAAAUGUAAAUAUUUGUUCUUUACUGUUUUUUUUGGUAAUAAUGUCAGCGUUUUAGUUUUUGUUGUACACUCGAUUUUGCUGUACAUAAAUAAAUGGUUCUAUUUAUUUUAGAAUUGCUGCUCUCUGGUUUCAUUCUUUCGAAGACUCGUGUCUGGAUUUACUUUGAUGCCGUUUGUUAACAUUCAUAUCAUACCUGACUGUGUCUUUAAUUUUAAACCAGAUGCCUUCCUGUUUUCAUUUAAUUUCCACAAACUGUAAAGAAGACAAAGGGAAAACUAAACAAAGGAUAGAGAAAACAACAUGGCGGCUUACAGAUUGCUGGACAAGAUGUUGACUUGAAAUGUAGCCCAUGCACGAAAGUUUGAGAGCAAAAUAUGAGCAGAA
Acanthopagrus latus (yellowfin seabream) is the source of this 5542-nucleotide messenger RNA. RefSeq names its product low density lipoprotein receptor a (gene ldlra). NCBI's taxonomy places the organism in Eukaryota, Metazoa, Chordata, Actinopteri, Spariformes, Sparidae. Bases 180 to 2885 code for a protein of 901 amino acids. Gene Ontology annotation, molecular function: protein binding; calcium ion binding. The record is from RefSeq and is a predicted model, not a curated record. The transcript is spliced from 18 exons.